CCUAUUUGCGCCGAUUGGCAGAUGGCAAGGCAACAGUGGACUUGUUUUUGUUGAGAAACGUCAUUUAUUUCUAUAACCAAAAAUAUGAAAAACAAGUAAUUUUUGUUUGAAAAAUGUAAAUGAACGAAAUUUGGAAGUGAUGCUUUUAAAAAAUGGAUUUGGAAGAGGAUAUAAAAGACGAGGAAGAACAAGAGCCAACAAUCUGGCAAGAUAUUUAUAUGAAUGGCGAUGAUUUACAAAAACUUAGCGUCGUCCAAUCAUUACCUGACCUUCUGCAAACUGACCGCAAUGCUACUGUGCAAAGGAUCAUUCCAAAAAUCCAACAAGAACUGCCAAACUCGUCUUCUGAAUUUCACAUUGCUGCAAGCAAAAUUUUCAAGUUACUCGUUGAAAUGAAUCUGAAUCUCAACUUGAUGCGUCCAAUUUUACAAGGGAUUGAGAGUAGAGAUCUUAUUGUUUCCAAUGCUUGGCUAGAAACGUUAUUGUCUGUUAUAGUUGCUUUGAAUGAAGCUACUGUCAAAAAUGAGGUGCUACCAUUUGCCUCAAAGAUGUCUCAAUUGACUCGACCAGUUAACUUUCGAAUAGGAUGUUGUAGAGUGUUGAGCCAGAUAGCCUUACACCCCAAAAUGAGCCCUUUUGAUGUGAAAAAAGACAUUUUACCUGUAGUACAGAGCUUAUGCCAAGAUUGUCUGCCAGAUGUAAGAUCUGCCAUGUGUAUGGAACUACCAAACGUUGCUAAAGGUCUAGCAAGUGAUGCUGUUGUUAAAUCUAGUUUAUUACCUUGUGUUGUCGAAUUAUCAAAUGAUGAGAACAGUAUGACAAGGGCGGCUGCUAUAGAUACUGUUGUUAAUCUAAUCCAGUAUUCUAAUUCAGAGACGAUAUUAAGUACCAUAAUUCCUCUGAUGAAAUCACUGUGUCAAAGCUCGUUGAAAAAGGAUGGAGGACAAACAUAUCCUGCUCUUGCACGAUCGUAUGGAAAGCUGCUGGUGAACGUCAGCAAACAUUUGGCUAUCACAGAUUGUUCGUGGUUCCUCGAUUUUUAUAAGACGCUUUCCACCAGGGGUGUUGCCACCUCUCACAGUGAGGAUAUAGAUCCAGCAUUGGCUGUGGCGUGCCGAGAUUUUUGCGCUUACAAUCUACCAGCAGUUACGUUAUUCAUGCGGGAUCGUUUGAGGGGUGAAGAAAACAAAUGGUAUGGAAUUUUCAAAGAAUUAGCCGCCGAUCCUUGUUACAUCGUGAGAAGAACUGUAGCUAGGUGUAUCCAUGAAGUCAUCAAAAUUCUGGACACAAGCUGUGCACUGGUUGUCCCAGACAUAGUGAAAUUGAUGUCAGACGACACGGAAGAAGUAUUAGACUCCCUUGUACCUCACCUGAGUGCAAUCCUCCUACAACUUAACGCUGCCGGUCUAUUGACAACAGAUGAUAAUAAACAAACCACCAUUGACAUCGGCAGAGCUCUUCUAAAAUGUCAAGCGGGCGUUUUCAAAUGUUACAACUGGAGGCGUAAAAUGACGUAUCUGCAACAACUGGAAUGUCUGCCAGUUUGUUUUUCUGUUGAUUUUAUACAUCAGCAUUUCACUACGCUUGUAUUAAAGCUGACUGUUGAAGGGAGAUGCAGACCAGUCAGAUCACAGGCUUCAAGAACUAUUCUUGUAUUUUUGCGCUAUAACACAAAGGAAAAUCACAGAAGGUGGAUCAGAGACAGUCUCAUAAGAGAGCUUUGCAAUUCUAAAUGUAGCUACACGAGACAUAUUUUCAUAUACAUGUGCGUACAUGCUAUUGACGUUUUUAGCUGGAAGUAUUUCAAAGAGUUUUUCUAUCUUCAAUUACUGUCACUUGGAGAGGACCCGGUGUCCACCGUAAGACUUUGCGUGGUGAAACUCUGCCCCAUACUGAAACACAUGCUGAUGCUACCGAUGGAUCGUAAUCUUCAAGUCAAACUAGAGCAGUUCGUCUCUAAAAUAGAAAUGAUGGAGAAAGACCGAGACGUGUUAGACACGCUAAAAGUGAAGUUGAAAGAGAUGCGUACGCCGCAAGUGAGCAAACAGGAGGCAUUGCUGAAGGAGAGAAUGAAAAUGGAAGAGGAAGACAAAAUCCAGAGGGGGCAGUUGACGGUGGGUCUCGGCGCGCCUGCUACCAUGAGAGGUGGUGUGGGCCAGCACCCUGCGACCGCGCCAGGACGAAUUCCUUCUCAGAGGGAUACUCGCGGUGGUAGAGGUGGCCUGAUUAGAGCUAGAACGGCUACUGUACCAUCGAAAAGGAUCGGUUCAACACCAAGAAAUGCUUCCAACCCUAACGACAUGACCUUCCUAGGCCAUCACUUUUACAUAGACGCGGGCGUAGCAUUGCCUCAGAAAGUGGACUCUGAUGCAGUCAGCGAUCUGACACCAACAGUUUCGAGGCUGGCCAUAGAUCAAGGAACAGCUCAAGAAGAUGACGUCGUUCCCACCGUUUCUGCAGAAAACACAAAUGUCGCUAGCAUGUCCGACAAAGACCUGAAGGCUCUGGAGACUUCCACUACCAACAUCACUGACGACGUCAAAGCAAACAUUCAACUGAUCAGCAGGUUGAAAAGCAAAAUACCAACGGACAGGGUGAGGACGAGGAACAAGAGGUAUUCGGCGAAUUUCUCGUCUAGUGAUACCAACAUGAACAUACUGAAACGAAGGAGUUUGAAUAUUGGAUUUAGCGAUGUCAGUCGGAUCCCUAUCAAAAGUCCGGAUGCGUUAAUAAGGAGUAAAUCCGGAAGUGUAUGCAUGAAAAGUCAUGAUAGCACACAAACACUGCCUUCACGAAGUAAUGCGGAGACAACUAUUGAAGUUGACAAUCAGAAUGUAGAUAUUAAGGAGAAUCUACCUAUAACUGACAGUAUUAAAGCUAAUGUGCCAAAGAAGACCAGUACACAUAAAGCGUCCAGUUUGCCAGUAUUCAAAAGGAGAGACCCAAGGAUACAUUAACCAAGUGUGCUGGUGCAAUGCUCGACUUUCUACAUACAAGUAUAUUGAGAGAGCUCAGUCUUUAAUCCUUUAUUGUCUAUAUAAUGUUUACAUAUUUUUUAUAUAUACACUCUAUUGUUAUUGACUUAUUAAAAAUAAAUAUAUCACAUUUAUUUAUUA
Messenger RNA from Acanthoscelides obtectus, 3116 nucleotides. The record is from the annotation of a GenBank genome assembly. NCBI's taxonomy places the organism in Eukaryota, Metazoa, Arthropoda, Insecta, Coleoptera, Chrysomelidae.